Molecule: messenger RNA, 897 nt
Organism: Erythranthe guttata (spotted monkey flower)
Lineage: Eukaryota; Viridiplantae; Streptophyta; Magnoliopsida; Lamiales; Phrymaceae
Product: putative membrane-associated kinase regulator 4
Cellular component (GO): plasma membrane
Molecular function (GO): kinase inhibitor activity
Source: RefSeq, a predicted model, not a curated record
AUGGCCAAAAAUGAAGAAUACAUAGAAAUGGAAAUAACCUCAUCGCCCUCGAAAAAAGAAUUCGAGUUUCAAAUGUCGUUCGCUAGCGACGAAAAACAAGCCACCGCUUGCUCAGCCGACGAGCUCUUCUUCAAAGGCAAACUCCUCCCUCUCCAAAACCUCCUCCUCCACUCCUCCACCACCACCACCACCGCCGCCGCCGCUUUUAGUAGUAUAACCAAAGAGGCAUUUGAGAAAGACCACAAGUACUCAAUCCCAUUAUUCACUUGCUCAACAGCACCAUGCACCAAAACCACAAACACACCGUUAGAUUCUUGCAACAUUUCUCCGUCACAAUCUUGCCGUGUGAGCUGUGAGCUCAAACCAGACGAUUAUUUCUUUGAAUGGUCAACCGAGUUAAGCAGUUUCAUCAACAACAAUAACCGCUACCCCACAAAGCUGAAGCCUUACUCCUCCAAAAAGCUGAAGCUGAUUAAGCACUCCAUCCUCGUUCAGAAGCUGAAAUCUUCAACAGCUUUUCUCAAAUCUCUCUUUGCGAAGCCCGUAGUUUCCUCACCAAAUUCGUCGAAAGCCGAGGCAAGUUUCAAGAUUGUCAAGAAAAAGCCGAUGGAACUUAUUUCGAGAACUGCUUAUCCAAGAAUAGCUGCUCUCAUUGAUAAAGAGGGGAUCGAGGGUAAUAAUGUCCAAAGAAAGUCGUUUUCCGGAGCGAUAAAACGACAUUCUCCGACCAAGUGCUUGUCUUCGUCUUCAUCGGGCGCUUCAUCGUCUUCUUCCUCGUUUAAUUCGAGCGGUCUUUAUGAAAUGGAAUCUCUGAAGAGGAAUAGCAGCGCCACUGAGAUUGAGGUCUCGAUCGAUGCAGCCAUUGCUCACUGCAAGAAGUCUCUGCAGAUUUUGUAA